AUGAACGAGAAACCUAAUCCAGCUGACAGCAGCCCUCGGGAGGCUGGGGGCAUCAUUACCAACACCCCCGAGAGCUCCCAGACGCCGGAGACUGUGAUGGAAUCGCCAACGUCUACAGACAAAAAGCCAGAGGCGCACACAUUCAACGAGCAGACAAAUUACGUGUCGAAGGUCAAGGUUAUCACGAUUUUCCUGGCAUGCGCCAGCGUGGACCUGGUAGCGCUCAUGGACCAGACCACCCUGGCAGCUAGCUUGUCUAUUGUUGGCAAUUACCUUCAUGCAGGACAACAGCUAUCCUGGCUCGCUAAUGGUUACUUCAUCACAUCCACAGUUGGGCAGCUCUUGUACGGCCGCCUCUCGGACAUAUGGUCGCGUAAGGUGAUCCUAAUGGUCGGACUAGCCAUCUUCGGCCUCGGGUCGCUGGCAUCUUCUCUCGCGCAGACGGCUACCCAACUCAUCAUUUUCCGUUGUUUUACGGGUCUGGGCGGUGGCGGACUCAUGACAGUUGCCCAGAUGAUCGUCAGCGAUGUUGUCCCUUUGCGCGAGAGAGGGAAAUACCAGGGUAUUCUGGCAAGUUCCUCCGGUCACGAUUCCACUUCCACCCCAGCCUCCCUUCCCCGCUACGGUCCCGUCAUCGGCGGCACCCUUUCCUCCAAAGGCGGCGACUCAUGGCGCUGGAUCUUUCGCCUCAAUCUGCCCCUGGCGGCACUGUCUGCAGUAUGCGCCCUGUUUUUCAUGCCACUCAGGAAGGUCACUGGGGACUGGAAAGUGAAGACACGAGCCAUCGAUUUCGUAGGCAUCUUGCUUGCAUUGGCUGGCACCACCAGCUUGAUGCUUGGUUUGACUUGGGGUGGUGGCGAGUACCCCUGGGCUUCUGCAGCUGUCCUUACUACUCUCCUCGUGGGGUCCUUCAUCUGCGUCGUCUUUGUCUUGUGGCAGUGGAAGGGGCCGAGAUACCCGCUCGUACCUCUGGACAUUUUUCGCGCUCGCAUGACCAUCGGGGCAUGCAUCACCAUGGCCAUUAACGGAUGGAACUUUGUCGUUCAGGUCUACUAUAUUCCCACCUUCUACCAGCUUGUCUACAACUAUGGGGCGACUAGAUCCAGUGUCAUGCUGCUUCCCAUCACCCUCGUGCAGACUGCGAGUAGUACCCUCUCCGGACUCAUAGUCCACUGGGUGGGACGUUAUCGCGAGUGCAUCUUGUUCGGGUGGCUCUGCUGGUCGGUCGGUCUAGGCCUCAUGUCCACCCUCGACGAGACUUCUGGUCUAGGAAAGCAGAUCGGCUAUUCCCUGCUUAUUGGUGUGGGUGUGGGAAACACCCUUCAGCCAGCUCUGGUUGCCAUCCAGGCGAGCGUUCCAAGAAAGGACAUGGCCGUUGUCACAUCAUUCCGCAAGUGGGAUAGCUUUGUGAGGAACUUGGGGGCUACAUUUGGGCUUGCCAUCUGCGGCACAAUUUUGAACAACAUCGUCAAGAGCUCGGUCAAUGGUCUAGAUCUGGGUGUGGAACAACGCGAUUCGCUUCUCAGCAACCCACAGCAGUACAUAUCGUCGCUUUCUGAUGAAGAUGCGCAACGUAUCAGAGCCGUUCUCGCUCCCGCGUACCAGAAGUCUUUCAAGGUCAUUUUCGAGCUUGGUUCUGGCUUAGCAGCAGCAGCAUUCUUCGUAGCAUGGUUCUUGAUGCCACACAUUGACUUGUCCCGCCCCGACGAUCACAAGUUGAAAGAGGAGGGUCAUCAGGCACAACUGAAAGAAAACGCUGACGCCGCAGAGAAGUCUCCGUGA
This is a messenger RNA of Colletotrichum aenigma, 1782 nucleotides long. It is a transcript of the gene FUS6-9, whose product is annotated as Efflux pump FUS6. Gene Ontology annotation, molecular function: transmembrane transporter activity. Gene Ontology annotation, biological process: transmembrane transport. NCBI's taxonomy places the organism in Eukaryota, Fungi, Ascomycota, Sordariomycetes, Glomerellales, Glomerellaceae. The transcript is spliced from 9 exons. The coding region runs from base 1 to 1782 and encodes 593 amino acids. The record is from RefSeq and is a predicted model, not a curated record.